AUGGCAGCAUGGUUGCUGGUGGUGGGCGUGGUCGUCGCGGUCGGCUUGGUGAUUUCUUCAGCAUUCAGCUUUUGGCUGGCGUUGAGGCAACCAGAUUCCUUGGAGGAGCUGGGCGUGAAGCCCACCUAUCCAAGAAAUGCGUUGCCAGAGGACAAGAUCCAGGCAUACCAGCAGCUGAAGAACAAGUUGCAGGGCGAGUUCGCAAAAGACAUGGCUGGAGAUCAAUGGGUGUGCAAGCUGCCACCACAUGCAAAAGACUUGCUUAAGUACAGGCUUAUGCAGCGUGCCAUUGGAGAUAUGUCUCUGUUGCAAAAGAUUGAUGCAGAUGCCCGUGGAUAUUGGAAGCUCUUUUCCAAAGGCAUCAUUACGUCCAAGUUUUGGAAUUCAGUGCUGGCCGCCGAGCGAGAACUCUCGCAAGAAAUCGAGGCUCUAAAACUCGAGGCAUUGGCCAUCGAGCCGCUACAGGAUCCACAGGGCAUCGUGUCGGAAGCCAUGCAGCUCGUUGUCAGAUACGGCGACAAAAUCUGGGAAAAGUUCCCGGAGCCGCCGGAGAAUCCUGGAGGUGCUGCAAUGGCUGCCGCGGCGAAGGCCGUGGCUGCAGCUGGGAUGCCCAGACCUGGAGUGCCGCCUCCUUUCGCGCCCCCACCAGGGCCCCCGCCUCCACAGCAAGGCGGGUCAACUGAUGCCUACAAGUGGCGGCAGGAUACCGAGGAGGUUGAGAUUUCUGUCCACGUCCCAAGUGAUGCGGCGAAGGCAGACAUCAAGGUUCAGUUCCAGCCGAAGUCUCUCAAAGUCUUGCAUUGUGGCAAAACUCUGGUUGAGGGGGGCCUUGCAGCACCAUGUUGCCCAGAAGGCUGCACUUGGACUUUGAGCAAAGGUGCUCUUGUAGUGACCUUGGAAAAAGCCAACCCGAAGCCUUGGCCUGGUCUCUUUGCGGCAAAGACCUGA
Messenger RNA from Symbiodinium sp. CCMP2592, 948 nucleotides. The record is from the annotation of a GenBank genome assembly. NCBI's taxonomy places the organism in Eukaryota, Dinophyceae, Suessiales, Symbiodiniaceae.